AUCCGAAGUAAAAGAGCGCACAAUAUGUGGAUUAAAUUAUGCCUUUUCUUUGCAAUCUGUGGCAUUUGUUGGCUGGCCGAAGUUGCAAACGCAGCGAUACUUGACUCCAGAUGCUAUUUAGAGGGCGGUGGGUCGGCUGAGAGCUUCCUGGCUACCGAAGAUCUUCCAGUGGGGUCCAUCAUUGGCAAACUGCGUAUUAACGGCGACCCCAAUGCGGACACCGGCGACAUUAAUCUGUCGCUAAGGGAGAAGAAUGCGCCCGUACAGAUUGUGGCAGGGACGAAAGAUCUAGUCCUAUCGGUAGAGCUAGAUAAAGAAGGUCUUCGCGGACCAUCGUCAAUCUAUGUGAAUGUCAUUUGCAUAAGAAGACGCUCGACGGAUCCGAGCUUCGUCAUUCCCGUCAAUGUCCGCGUCACGGACGUCAACGAUAAUGCACCACAAUGGAUUGGCACUCCCUAUACGCUGACCCUCUCGGAGGUGACGGUGCCAGGUACACGUAUACUUCAAGGCGCCCGCGCCGAGGAUGCCGAUCAGCCGGGGCCCUUCUCCACGGUUGAGUAUCAGGUACUUCCCGGUCCCUAUGCGGAGCUGGUUCAAUUUCUAAAUCCUCUUGAGGGCACGUUGGUGCUAAAGAAGGCGCUCGAUUACGAGCAACUCCAAAACUUCACGGUGAAAUUGCGAGCCCAGGACCAGGGCACACCCCCACGGCAUUCGGAUACGCUUCUACGCGUCGUCAUAACGGAUGCAGAUGAUCAAAAUCCCAAGUUUCUACGUGAAUCCUACAGUGCUGAGCUACCCGCAGAUGGUCGGGCUGGCGAGCUGCGUGUGCGGCCAGAACCCUUAAAAGCCGUUGAUCAGGAUGAGGGCAUCUGUGCGCCCAUCCAAUACACCAUUGUGCAAUCGCAGGAUGCAAAGUAUUUCCGCGUGCAUCCACAUAAUGGAGUGAUUACACAACUAGCGCCCAUCGGCUACGCAGACCUUACGCAUGGCGCCACGCUGGUGGUAAAGGCUACGCAGAUAGAUAAUCCCGAUCGAUACGCUCUGACCACAGUGCAACUAACCCGGCCGGGCACCCACAGUGAUCUCAGCUCACUCGCGUUUGUUCAGAAGCGCUUUGUGAUGCGAAUACGCGAGGACACGGCUGUGGGCAAUCGCAUCCUGGCCCUUCCCACCAACAAGCCUGGCAAGCACCUGAAGUACACUAUUCCAGAUCCCAUCAAUUCGCAGUUCUUCAGCAUUGGCUCACUAGGGGAAUUGGUGCUAGCCAAACCGCUGGACUACGAAAAGAUGACCAAACACGAAUUCCAGGUCAUAGCUAGCGAUGGCCUAACCAACAGCACAACGGCCGAGGUCACACUGGAGGUGAUCGAUGUCAACGACUGGGAGCCACGCUUCCGGGAGACACACUACGAGUUUGUGGUCCCCAAGAGCGCACUGCAAUCACGGGCUGACUCUUUUGAGGGUGUGCUAAUUGGAAAGGUGGAGGCGGCGGAUGGAGACCGUAACGACAAGCUGGAGCUGUCGUUGCGCGGCCAACAUGCGGGUCUCUUCGAAAUCGAUGCAACAGGAAACAUCUACAUGCGCCCGGAGCAGCUACAAAGUCUGAACGAGUCCACAGUCCACCUGAUUGCUAUUGCCACGGACUCGGGUGUACCGCCACGUAGCACCUCUGUCCCAGUCAGCGUUACAAUGGAGGGACUAACCCUCGCCCAGUCCGGCUGGAACAACAACAUGCUGGGCAUGUUUGGCAUGAUUGUUGGUCUGUUCCUGUUGAUCAUCAUGGCGCUCAGCUGUUAUAUUGUGCGUUCCAAGAGGCAACGGAAGAGCAGUCCCGGCGGCCUCAGCCUCGGACGCAAUCGUGUGCACAGCCAAGCGCACAGCAGCGUGUCCUCUGCCAACCUGGUGACACAUGAAAAACUGGCCGGCAACGGCAAUGGAGCCACUGUCACCAGUGGUGGUGUCUCCGUUUUGCAUAUGAAACAUCCCAGCAGCAACAUCACCAUGGCAAAUCCAAUUAACAAUGGAAUGCAUCAUGUAGGAAAUGGCGCUAGCAGCAGCAUGGUGCUCAGCAGUGCCAGCAAUUUGUUGGAGCGAGAGCGUGAAAGGGAGCGCGAGAGACAGCGGGAAAGCUAUGCGGCAACGGUGCGCAUCUUCUUACCAGGCAUCGUAUCGCGCGCCUCUGCCAACGGGCAGCUCUACGAGGAAGACGAGAUCGAGCACGACUCCCUCUCGCAGCAGGGCCAACAGCAGCACCAGACGACGCCGGAGAACAACAAUCGCAAAACGGUGGCCGCUGUGACAGGAGGCAUCACGACGAUCACCACGACAGUGAAUGGGGCUGUGAAUGGAGGUGCAGCUGCUUCCAAUCUGAUGACCGCGUCGGAUACGAUGGGCUCAUCCGAAAACAAUUUGACAGUCUAUUUCUAGUUGAGUACAAGUUGAGCUGGAGACGAUUUCACCCUGUAAAUAUUGCAUGCCUUAAUAUAAACUAUAAUAGGUCUAAGUCUAAGUCGCGUUUAGAUAUAAUGCCUAAUCAUUGUAAAUGUAGUAGACCAAAUAUAGCAUUGUAAACAUCCAGCACUUGUAGUUUAAGCAAGCGAAUUCCAUGGUACAAUUUUGCUAUCCACUUUUUAUGAUACUUUUUAACGACAAGCUUAAGAAUAAACUCUAUCGAACUAA
This is a messenger RNA of Drosophila navojoa, 2679 nucleotides long. RefSeq names its product protocadherin Fat 4-like Cad96Ca (gene Cad96Cb). Lineage: Eukaryota; Metazoa; Arthropoda; Insecta; Diptera; Drosophilidae. Gene Ontology annotation, molecular function: beta-catenin binding; calcium ion binding; cadherin binding. The record is from RefSeq and is a predicted model, not a curated record. Gene Ontology annotation, biological process: homophilic cell-cell adhesion; cell morphogenesis; cell migration. Gene Ontology annotation, cellular component: adherens junction; plasma membrane; catenin complex.